Molecule: messenger RNA, 306 nt
Organism: Trichomonas vaginalis G3
Lineage: Eukaryota; Parabasalia; Trichomonadida; Trichomonadidae
Product: winged helix DNA-binding domain family
Exons: 1
Coding region: 1-306 (101 amino acids)
Biological process (GO): regulation of transcription by RNA polymerase II
Cellular component (GO): RNA polymerase II transcription regulator complex
Molecular function (GO): DNA-binding transcription factor activity, RNA polymerase II-specific; RNA polymerase II cis-regulatory region sequence-specific DNA binding
Source: RefSeq, a predicted model, not a curated record
AUGAAUUACUUCUAUUACCAACCAGUUCAAAUGGUCCCAAUGAUUCAACCCCAGUACACUGCUCCAACAACCACAGAUAACUUUAGAACUUCUAUCAUUUACUUUGUUGAAACACUUGAUAGAGAACCAAAGCAGAAUUACACAAUUACUCAGUUAUGCACCCGCUUUGGAUUUCAGAGAAGACGUUUUUAUGAUGUAGUUAAUGUUCUUGAAUCAGCUGGUUGCUGCCAAAAAACAAAUGUUGAUUGUUUUGUAUGGCUUGGCUUGAAUAAUGUCAAGAAUCAUCUUCAAUCACUCAGCAACUAA